Messenger RNA from Harmonia axyridis, 962 nucleotides. RefSeq lists its product as uncharacterized. Bases 111 to 854 code for a protein of 247 amino acids. Lineage: Eukaryota; Metazoa; Arthropoda; Insecta; Coleoptera; Coccinellidae. The transcript is spliced from 3 exons. The record is from RefSeq and is a predicted model, not a curated record.
AAGCACGUGCAACAGAUCUGUCAAAAUGAUCUUUAGUUCACAAAUAUUUUUUUGUCAGGAAUAACUAAGCAAAAUCCACUAUUUCAUCGGAUCAUCUCAUAUAAAAGCUUAUGAAAAUGUACUUAUCUAACAGAAUAAGCAAAAUUCAGAAAUCAUCCGCGCGUCCUGUUUCAAGAAAACGUUCAUUGGAUGAUAUAGAUGAGUUAACUUAUAUGCUUAUGCUUGGGACCAAAGGCGGAGGAAGGAGGUCAACAACUGCCAUUGCUAGCAUUAUGAAAAAAAUGACCUUAUCGGAAAACAAGUGGAUUCCGGAAACAGAUGCCCUUCCACAACAUUUUGAAGUCGCCCACCAGAUGAAACAAGAUAUUGAAGCGAAGGAGAAGGAGGAAGAGCAGGCGGAAACAAGUAGUGGUGAAACCAUUGAAGAACAGGUGUCUGAAGUAUCGAUCCCGGACAAAAUUAGAUGUAUUAAGUUUGCAAAUAUCGAACUUUUCGCUGAGAUGUUCGUGGAUGAGAUCAUUGAUAUAUCUGUUGACGUAUGCGAAAAUCUUUUCAACACUGCUCUUGGAUGCGAGGGCGAAGGAGGUGUAACAGAAAUUCCAUGCAUUUGCGAUGCUACAAAACCACCUCCAGAAGAAAAGGCCUCUCUGGUUGACAACUCCAGUUUAUCAUCGGUUGAAAAAAAAGAAUUUUCUGGUUGGCCAACUAUCAAACAUUUCACCGUCGACGGAACCAAAAAGAAGAUAAAAGAAUUUAUGGGACAGUGGUAUUUCGUGCAAGAUUGGAAAUAUACGGUACAAUACAUUGGCAGCUAUAGCGACACAGUUGCGGAUUACCAUUUAUUUAAGGUAUAGGGAGUAUGGUCAAUACCUUCGAAGGAGUAUCCGAUAGCCCAAGCCACUGCUUCAAUUUUUUUCACGAUCGAAGUUUCAAGAGUUAAGCCGAAAUUUUGCUUUGUAAAU